Molecule: messenger RNA, 2264 nt
Organism: Pectinophora gossypiella (pink bollworm)
Lineage: Eukaryota; Metazoa; Arthropoda; Insecta; Lepidoptera; Gelechiidae
Product: lysozyme-like
Exons: 5
Coding region: 189-662 (157 amino acids)
Molecular function (GO): lysozyme activity
Source: RefSeq, a predicted model, not a curated record
UGCUCAGUGGUCGUACCCAUGACUACUGUUAGUUAUAUAAAAUAAUAAUUUAUUAAUGUAAAUAAUUAAAUUCAUUCUUAUUUUAAAAUAAUUUAUAAAUUCAAAUUUUAUUUCUUAAAAAUUGUUUUAUGUGUUUGUGAAGUUAUUUUGCAGUUGUUUAUUUUUAAUAACAGAGAAUAGCAGUGAUAAUGAACAAACGCGUGCUCUUCUUUCCCGUAUGCGCGUACGCCGUUUUCUUGAUUUGGAUCACCGGAUCUACAGGUGUCUUCAUCUCAAAUCUGUCGGAGUCCUGUUACCGCUGCUUAUGCCACGUUUCGACCAAGUGCGAUGUGUCACAUGGCUGCACAGGUGGCUACUGCGGGCCCUAUAACAUAUCCAGGGUUUACUGGGUCGACGCGGGCAGGGUGGUGCUGCCUGAUGAUGACCCGGAGAGGAACCACGCGUGGCAAGACUGCGCGAGGAGCUACAACUGUGCCAAGAGGAUCAUAGAAGGAUACCUGCAGAGAUUCGGCAAAGAUUGCAACAGCGACGGAGUGACCAACUGCUUUGAUUACAUGAUGGUCAAUGGCAACGGGGGUUAUGGCUGCUCAGCGCCCCUAAAUCGCUCCGUCAAUGGCCGCAAAUGGUUGUCACGCUUCGAGGAGUGCCGACGGUCGCUGUAACACGCGAUGGCGCUGCACGCGAUUGGAAUGCGUGCGAUGUCGCCGCAUGCAAUGUUGGAGAUCGCAAGAAGCGUGCGUUGUAUACGUGCCUAUGCAAAGUUUAAUGGUGGCAACGCCUGCCAUGUUAAGUUAAUUUAAUGGUGCUGAUUUGUGCAGACACCUCCUAAUUUUAUUUUAAGUUAUACCUGUCAUUUUCUUAUCCGCCGAAAAUCGACUGACAUAAAAUGUAUGGAACACAUGCCAAUUUUAGGUAGAAGUUUUAAACACCGUUCCAAAAUUUUAUAUUGGCCUAUAACCCGACAGAAUUAUUCAACCGACAGGUUAUUCAUUCAUUUUAAAAUUAACAGUUGUCAAUCAUCCGUCCCUUUCCUUUUCGGCGGAUAAGAAAAUGACAGGUAUAACUUAAAAUUAAGAGGUGUGUGCAGAAAUCGGGGCCAAUGUGUCAUACCUACUUAUUUGGUUUUGUUUUUAAGAUUUGACUAUUGUAGAAUAUGGGGCCUGACUGUAAAAUAUAAUAAUUUAAUUAGGUGGACAGCCCAUGUCAUAAAAUAUCAUGAUCGACCUGACACAUAACUUACAACUUAAGGUCACCACUAUAUCCAAUCGAGGUAAUCAGAGGUACAUCCCUGGCAAGUUGUAAUUAUAUCGCAAGAUAAGUUAAGUACCCACACUUCACCGAGCUAUCUGUUAUACCAACGUGAUGGUGGUGAGCCGUAUCGCCGUGGUAUACUUUACUGGAUCAUUUUCAUUUGAUAGACAACUUGCUUGGGAAGCCGUGGUAGGCCAGUUGGUAAAACGCUGACGCUAACUUGCCUCUCACUUUGAGGUCGAAGGUUCGUAUCCAGCACAGGCCUAAAUCAAUGAUUGUCGAAUUUGGUUUCUAAUUCAUGAUUGGAUCAUAAAUGAUUACCACGUGCUCAGCGGUGAAGGAAAUUAUCGUGAAGAAACCCACAUUCCCGAGAAAUGCAAUUUCGGUGAUAUGUGACCUAACCUGUAUUGGCAGUCGCUUCUGUAAAAAACUGGACCUGUCAAAUCUUCAGGUUAGGUAGGUAAGCGGACCCUGUGAAAAACGGGAUAAUGCUGGGGAGAUGAGACAGUUGGUUGGUUUAUUGUAGAUUUCUGUUUGACGGCAUUCGAAACUUUGAGCUUCUAGUUCACACAUCUGGUGAGAUUACAGUCUAAAAGUUGUUACUAAAGUUUGUUCCGAUCGCGUGAUGUAGAAUCCAUCAUGCUUCUUCAAUAUACCUACUUACUUACUUAAAUUAAGUAUAUAAUUUUUAAGUAAUUUGAAUGAGUGAAUUUGUCGCUGACGACGCUUACUGACGUAUCUAAAAUUUCUCGAAUCUGAUUUUCACCUUUUGCUAUUGUCAAUAAGACACAAAUUAUUUUAGAAAAACAUUGCAGAUACGCCAGUUUGAAAGUCAGCCACGAAUUUAUGCAUAAGUGCCUUCUAAGUAUAUGCCUAUCGAAUGUUCUAGAACACUGUUCUAACCUAACCUAGCCUAAAAUGGUUAAGAUAAGAGACUGAGUGACUAUAAUAAUUUUAGUUUAUCUUAAGUACUUAAUAAUGUUUAAGAAGGAAUAUAAAAAGGUGCACCUUCA